AUGGCCCGCGAGGACGAGGCGCGGGGCGGCUGUCAACUCGCCGACCAGGAGCCGGAGUGCCAGAUCUGCUACAGCCGCUACGACGCCCUCGCCCGCCGGCCCACGGUGCUCCUCUGCGGCCACCGCCUCUGCGCCCGAUGCCUGCGCCGGAUGGUGGCCCUGGGGGACGCGUCGCCCCGACGACUUCGCUGCCCCUUCUGCCGCCGGCAGAGCCCGGUGCCCGGCGAGGACGCGAGACGGCCGCGGGACGACGGCGAGGGGCCGGCGCCGCCGACGCGCCGUGAGCGGGACCCCCCCUCGCCCCCCGAGGUCCUGCUGUCCCCCAGCGUGCUGCAGCCCUCGCCCGGCCCUGACUGCCUGGUGCUCACCAUCCUGGAGGUGCCCGCGGGAGCGGUGCCCACGGAGGCGCUGGGCGCUCUGGAGGUGGUCCGGCUGCAGAGCCGGCGGAAGAGCCGCGCCCGGAGGUGCCGAGCCGCCCCGCGCUGCCUGCUGGGCACGCUGUGCCUGCUGUACUGCAGCUCGCUGCCCCUCGGCAUCUACCUGCUGCUCAGCCAGCACCACGGCCUGGGCCUCGCGCUCGUCAGCCUCCUGCCCGCCGCCCUGCUGCUCUGCGUCUCCUGCAGCCUCUGCCAGUGCCUGUGCCGGGAGCUCUGCGCCUUCCCCUCACCCUGA
Messenger RNA from Centrocercus urophasianus (Greater sage-grouse), 672 nucleotides. RefSeq names its product E3 ubiquitin-protein ligase RNF182-like. Lineage: Eukaryota; Metazoa; Chordata; Aves; Galliformes; Phasianidae. The record is from RefSeq and is a predicted model, not a curated record. The transcript has a single exon. The coding region runs from base 1 to 672 and encodes 223 amino acids.